Molecule: messenger RNA, 1374 nt
Organism: Seminavis robusta
Lineage: Eukaryota; Bacillariophyta; Bacillariophyceae; Naviculales; Naviculaceae
Source: the annotation of a GenBank genome assembly
AUGCCGCCCUCCACGUCUCCGUACAACCAUGGCAACGAUUCUCUGUCCCACUUGAACGCGUCCGCGACUUCUUUGCAAAUACCCAUCAGCAGUACCAUCAGUAGAAGUUCCUCCUCAAUCGACGAACUCAAGCGCGGCAGUGCCAACAUCCCAACCAAUGGCAACCAAUCCAUGAAGCCCAAGGCCUGGGUCGUCGCGACCUACGUUCUUGGCAUAUUCUCCGUGCUGAACUUCAUCAGCGAAACUACUUUUGUCAAGCAAACCAGAAACUUGAACGAGGCGUUUGUGUUUGCUUCCGCGGUGCAAGAGGACUAUGCCCAUGAAAACUUGGAUCUAACACUCAUUGAUGAAAUGGGGAUACUCAAAGACGAAGCAACUCAAAACCACAAUCGCAACUUGCAAAACUUACAACGAGCAGAACGUCGGGACAAUGGCUUCGUCCCAUUGUACAAGCUGAUUCCGCCCAAAAUCCCCAAAACGUGCCCUGAAGGAUUCCAACCAGCGCCGAUUGUCGUAAACCCGACAGCCGACAAGGCGGAAGGCCGCAAGAUUCCCAAGAUUGUACACAUGACGGGCAAGAGUCCCUGUCUGACACCGCCCUUUUACGAUGCCUGCCUGAAAUGGUCCUUUCCGGGACAUUCCUUUUACUUUCACGAUGAUCAGGCAGUGGACGAAUUGUUCAACCGAGAUUGGCCCAUGUUUCCACAGUUAAAGAACACCCUUGAGUGUCUCAAGAAUGCGGGGGGAGCUGCCAAGGCUGAUUUGUGGAGGUAUCUAGCCCUGUGGGAAUAUGGUGGAAUCUACACGGAUAUGGACAAUCUACCAGGUGAAUACUUCAAUGAGACGACCAUCACAAACGAUACGGACGCUUUCUUUUUACAAGAGAGGGGAGGCUGGGUCAGCCAAUACUUCUUUGCCGUGGCUCCCAAACACCCCGUCAUGUUCCUUGCUGUUCAUGAUGUCAUGAGAGAAAUGCACAACUUAGAAGACACGGGCAACUUCUACGUCCCGGCCAAGACGGGUCCAGGUGCCACCAAACGGGCAUUUUUGUUUUUCAUGGGGAUUGACACCCGAUCGUCGGAGCAAGAUGUCAAGUUCUAUUCCAAACCACCUGCGGGAUUGUAUCAUGGCAAAAUCAAUGGCAAUAGGACAGUGACUGUAGAAGGCAGCCGAUCCAUGAGCGGCAAGUGGGUAGCUCGGUCAGCCAUUGGCGGAGGAGCCAAGAGGAAUGGUUUCAAGGCCAUGAACAUUUCUAACUAUCAAGAACUGAACAAGAAAGAGUCCGGUAGGAGUUGUGUAAUGCAGCUUCACGACUACUACAUGCACGAGCAGCAAGACGAAAUAUCCAAUACCUUACGCAGACGACGGUGGUAG